Messenger RNA from Tripterygium wilfordii, 2576 nucleotides. RefSeq lists its product as uncharacterized. The transcript has 3 exons. The record is from RefSeq and is a predicted model, not a curated record. NCBI's taxonomy places the organism in Eukaryota, Viridiplantae, Streptophyta, Magnoliopsida, Celastrales, Celastraceae. The coding region runs from base 116 to 2341 and encodes 741 amino acids. Gene Ontology annotation, molecular function: protein dimerization activity; DNA binding.
UCUCGGUACGGCUGCGACUGAGCUCUUUUUAGUUUUUACAGUGAAGACUUCAGAUGGCUUUUCACCUUUCUCCUUCUUCACUCCACGAGGUGCAGAGGCACUAAGUCCAAUCGGAAUGGCCGAGCGGGUUCUGUUAGAUUAUCAAAGAAUGAGCUCAGAUAGUCAUAGUAUGAAAUCUACAUCUGCUACCCCUUCUAAAGAUAAUGAAGUUGACAAUACUAGUGCCCCGCUUUGGAAUUAUGUCACUAGAUUAGAAAAGGUUGGUGGAAAUGGUGGAAAUUGGAAGUGGCAGUGCAAAUUUUGCAAUGUGAUUUAUACUUCCUCUCAUUCUCGAGUGAAGGCACACUUACUAAAAAUAGGUAGGUGUGGGAUAGCAGUGUGCAAGAAAAUUACUGCAGAUUCUGUAAGUGAAAUGAAUAGGGUAAUUGAACAAGCGGAAAUGAGGUCAAGACCUCUACAAAUUCGACCUCCAACUUCCCAAUCUGUAGGCCACGGGCAACCACUUAUGAGUCAAAGUUCAGUUUUUAGUACAAGCACUAUGGAGUCCAUGGGAACAAAGAAGAGGAAGGAUACUUCUCCUUUAGAGAAGGCUUUUAGUAAUGAAGCCCAUGAGGAGCUUGGAAGCUUAAUAGCAAGGAUGUUUUACUCUAGCGGGUUGCCAUUCCACUUUGCCAGGAAUCCAUACUAUAUUCAAGCUUUCACAUUUGCUUGUAACCAUAAUAUAUGUGGUUAUGUCCCUCCAGGGUAUAAUGCUUUGAAAACAACUUUGCUCCAAAAGGAAAAAGCACGCAUUGAGAGAUUGCUACUACCAAUCAAGGGAACUUGGAAAGAGAAAGGGGUGAGUAUUGUCAGUGAUGGAUGGACUGAUGUUCAAAGGAGGCCUCUUAUUAAUUUCAUGGCUGCCUCAGAGAGUGGUCCAAUAUUUCUUAAAGCUGUUAAUUGUGGAGGUGAGAGAAAAGACAAGAAAUUUAUUGCUAACUUGAUGAAGGAGAUUAUUCUAGAUGUUGGUGAGCUAAAUGUUGUGCAAGUUAUUACAGAUAAUACUCCUGUUUGCAAGGCAGCAGGUUUGAUCAUUGAGACUCAAUUUCCCACCAUCUUCUGGACUCCUUGUGUGGUUCAUACUCUUAAUCUUGUAUUGAAGAAUGUAUGUGCUGCCAAACAUACCGAGUCUGAGAGUGAUAUUAUGUUUGAAGAAUGUAGUUGGAUAGCUGAUAUUGUUGGGGAUGUGGUAUUCAUAAAAAAAUUUAUCACUACUCACUCUAUGAGGCUAGCUAUAUAUAACAAGUUUGUUCCUUUGAAGCUUCUCGCAGUUGCCGAGACUAGAUUUGCUUCUAAUGUUGUAAUGUUGAGAAGGUUUAAACUUGUGAAGCGUGGACUUCAAGAAAUGCUUAUUUCUGAUAUGUGGGAUGUUUUUAGGGAAGAUGACGUAGGCGGAGCUAGAUUUGUGAAGGAAAAAAUAUUUGAUGAUGUUUGGUGGGAUAAGAUUGAUUAUAUUCUUUCCUUCACUGGUCCUAUAUAUGAUAUGCUUCGAUUUGUUGAUAUGAAUAAACCUACACUUCAUUUGAUUUAUGAGAUGUGGGAUUCUAUGAUUGAGAAUGUUAAAAAGGUUAUAUACAGACAUGAAAUCAAACAAAUGAAUGAGGAGUCAAGGUUUUUCUCAGUGAUAUAUUCUGUUCUUGUGGAUAGAUGGACCAAGAGCAUUACACCUCUUCAUUGCUUAGCACAUUCCUUGAAUCCUAGGUAUUAUAGUGAGGCAUGGCUUAAUGAGGAUUCUACUCGAAUUGCUCCACAUAGAGAUGAAGAGAUUUCGGAAGGGAGAAACAAAUGUUUGAGAAAAUAUUUUCCAAAUAAUGAGGAUAGAAAGAAGGUGAAUGUGGAAUUUGCUAGAUUUUCAGAAGCUAUGGAUGUAUUUUCUGAAUAUGAUUCUUUGUCUGAUAGAGGAGCUCUUGAUCCGAAGGCAUGGUGGUGUGUUUAUGGUUCUCCUGCUCCUUUACUGCAAAGUCUAGCGUUGAAGCUACUUUAUCAACCAUGCUCUUCUUCUUGUUGUGAAAGAAACUGGAGCACCUAUUCAUUUAUCCACUCGUUUAAAAGGAAUAAAAUUCAACCACAACUUGCUGAAGAUUUGUUGUUUGUACACACAAAUCUUCGUCUUCUUUCGAGAAAAAGCGAGCAAUAUAGUAAAGGAGAAUCAAGAAUGUGGGAUGUGGCUGGAGAUAGUUUUGAUCCAUUAGAUGGUGUUGGGGAACUUGAAAUCGCUAAUCUAUCUCUCGAUGAACCAGAAUUAGAAGCGGUGUUAUUUGGUCAGGGUGAUGAUGCUCAGGAUAAUGUUAUUGGUGAAUGAUGAAUGGUGAUUGAUAAAUGAUGAACAAUAUGUUGUUAUGAGUUUCAUGAUUCUAUCUUUUGUUGUUUUUUUUGUUUUGUUUUGUUAAGGAUGAUGUACUUUUUUUUCUUUUUCAGGGCAAGGUAGGAGCUUCUCUUAUUAGUACUUGUGUAAAAUUUUGUAGAUAUUGUUAUUUUGUUCAAAUAUAUGUAAAUAUGUACAAGUAAUAUUUAUAGAAGGCGUAUCCUCUUGUUCA